This is a messenger RNA of Etheostoma spectabile (orangethroat darter), 1653 nucleotides long. Its product is annotated as B-cell receptor CD22. Bases 200 to 1492 code for a protein of 430 amino acids. The transcript is spliced from 9 exons. NCBI's taxonomy places the organism in Eukaryota, Metazoa, Chordata, Actinopteri, Perciformes, Percidae. The record is from RefSeq and is a predicted model, not a curated record.
AUCCGAUUGAAGCUGUGCAUUGAGUCUGUGGUGUGAGUGACCUCAUUUCAGGGGCAUAGAAUGUUUUCAAGAGACGAUCCAAAACGGUACAUAUGGUACAGUACAGGAAACUUUGGUUACAACAUGACACGCUAACUAUGUGAAAACAAUUAAAGUUGCCUGCAGAGUUUUUGAUCUGAAAGUUUAAAAUCAAAUAGAGAUGUGUGUUGAAGGCAGAAACCUGACAUGGACACCGAUGCUUCUGUUUCUGAGCAGUGCUCUUUGCAGUCAGUGGGAAGUGAAUUAUCACCAGCAACAUAUCUGUGCAGUGAAAGACUCUUCUGUUGUCAUUCCUUGUUCAUUUUACUAUCCUGACAACCAGAGAGUACAAAGUACCGCAUGGGGCCAUGAAAAAUAUGAUAUUUUUAAUGGUCCUUUCAAUUUUGACAGUAAGUUGAAUGAAACAAAAAAAAGAUUUCAGUAUAUUGGUGACACAAAUCACAAUUGUUCUUUAAAAAUAAACCAAGUGGAGCAUAAUGAUACAGGAAAACACACCUUCAGAUUUACAACUAACGACAAAGAGGGCAAGUGGACUGGUAAAGAUGGCUCAACAUUAAAGGUUGUUGAUUUGAGCAUUUCGGUGACAAAGCCUAAUGGAAACAGAACAAUAAAGGAGGGCGACUCUGUGAAUCUGACCUGCAGAAACGGCUGUGAUGGUGACAAUCUUUUAUCUGCUUUCACCUGGUUUAAGAAUGGAGAACCCAUAACUGAGGGACCUACACUUUAUUUAAGCAACAUGUCCUCCACAAACUCUGGAAACUACACUUGUUCUCUGAAAAGACACACAGCAGCAUCUUCAGGAGUCAUACACAUUGAUGUUGAAUAUAGCCCCAAGAACACAUCAGUGUCUGUCAGACCAUCGAUGGAGGCAGACGCCGGCAGCAACAUAACCCUGACCUGCAGCAGCCGUGCUAACCCCCCAGUGGAGAAUUAUACCUGGGUUAAAAUAGAUGACGGCGAUAUAAUGGAUGUUGGAAAAGGGCCUGUGUUCAUCCCUGGUGAUGGUGGCCAGUAUUUAUGCAGUGCCAGCAACAAACAUGGAAGCCAAAACUCCUCUGUAGUUACUAUAAAAAUGAAACAAGAUUGGACAUUUACCAAAGAUGUACUUAUCAUCGCCAUAAUUGCUGCUGUUUCUGUGCUUCUGAUUGUGACCAUUGUUUUUGCCGUCAGAAGACUCAACAGAAAAAGGACAAGAGCACCAGAGAGGAGCGAGGAGUGUGAGGAGGACAUCCAGAAUUCAGUCUAUGCCAACUAUCCUGUUUUUGACAAUAACCAAUCACAAGAGAGAAUUGGAUGUGAGGAACAAACACUAGAGCUCAUCUACACAACUGUUGACUUUCACACCGAGAGAAAGAUGGAGCAGCAGGUGGCCUCCCACAACGAUGACGAAGGUGUGGUUUACAGCACAGUGUGCAGGAAACUCUUGAACCCUACAUAUGUUGAAACUCCCUGAUUGGACAACAAGCACAUGCCGUUUUGAAGGAAAAGGAAACAAAUUGUGGCAAAAUAUUACAAACAUACACAUACAAUACGAAUACAUUUUCUUUUGUCAAUGCUAAUUCUUGUUGAUCAAACUGAAGACCAAAAAAUGAAUGUCAAAUGUUAAAACUCAAG